AUGCUCCAGAAUCCCAAUCCGCCGGAAACUGAUCGUCGGCGUUUAAAUGUGUUCUUGAAGCCAUCUGCUCUAUCUCGGAUCAAUUGCUUCCGGAAUGAAGAUUCUGAAAGUGAUGAGGUGGCAGCAUCUAAGGGGAAGCCGGAGGGGCAUGAAGGUAAGGUCGCCGGGGAUGCCAUUUUGCCGAGGAAAAGUGAUUUUGGUACGGGGCGCCCAUUUCUGGCAACUCUGGUGAUUCUUCUGGGAGUAGCUCUGGCACUCACACUGUUAGCCAUUGGGUCAAGGCAGCCUAGUACUCAACAAGGAUCUUUUCUUGGGAUUCAAUGUCUUGCUGACAGUUCUUCUUCUUCGGCUGCAAUCACUGGUGGCUUUUCCUUCAAAGCUUUCGGAUACAGAAUCAUACUUCCUGAAUAUGCUCCCGGAUGGGUCUACUUUUGGCUGCUGAUGGCUGCUGGGUUUGGACUUUUCAUCAGUGAAGAGGCAUUAAAUAUAUGGGUUGGCAUCACUUUAUCUCGAAUGCUUACGUUGGAUGGGUCAUGGCAAUCUUUUGUGGAUUCAUUCUCUAGGAAUGCUACCUACAUAAUUUCCACUGUAAUGUGGGUUUACUGGGGAGUUUGUAUCAGUGAUAUGGUACCAUUUUAUCUUGGUAAGCUGUUUAGGCAAUCUGGGGCAUCGGAUGAUGUUUGUUCAAAGUUAGGAAUUGGCCAAGAGAAAGCAAUGAGCAUCACAAGGAUAGUCCAAAGAUAUGGAAAUCUAGUUGGAUUUGUGGAGCGUUUUUCUCUUGGUGUGAGAAACCCUACAGCUUUUCUGGCUGGAGCAAUGGAUAUAUCACCUGAGUAUUUCUUUGCUGGUGUCUGUUGUGGGGGUCUUGUCACUCUGCCGAUUCAGUUGGGGAUUGGUUUCUUAAUGAGAGAGCGCCCAGUUUUUGCCCUAGCUACCGUAGCCACUGUAGUGGGUGCCUGGACUGUGCUUCCAUAUGCUGCCGCUGCUUUGACAGCAUUCUUCCUGUAUCUGCGACGUAGAUACUCAUUUUAG
Oldenlandia corymbosa var. corymbosa is the source of this 1032-nucleotide messenger RNA. Lineage: Eukaryota; Viridiplantae; Streptophyta; Magnoliopsida; Gentianales; Rubiaceae. The record is from the annotation of a GenBank genome assembly.